Eupeodes corollae is the source of this 1384-nucleotide messenger RNA. Its product is annotated as luciferin sulfotransferase. The record is from RefSeq and is a predicted model, not a curated record. Gene Ontology annotation, cellular component: cytoplasm. Lineage: Eukaryota; Metazoa; Arthropoda; Insecta; Diptera; Syrphidae. The transcript has 5 exons. The coding region runs from base 177 to 1226 and encodes 349 amino acids. Gene Ontology annotation, molecular function: sulfotransferase activity. Gene Ontology annotation, biological process: sulfation.
AUUAAAUUUGCAUUUUAUCCAAAAGUUGAGAAUGUGACAUUAUGUGGGGCUAAAACUUUAGCUUGAGCUUCAACUUCAAGCUUCAAAGGGUAAUAUAGUAAAUCAAAAGCGAAGUACUCUUGACAGUACAACUUGGUGAGGCUUAGCUGCUGGAAUCAUCACAAGUAAAAAUAAGUAUGGCUUCAAAUAAGACCGAAGACGAACACUUAAAAUUCCCUUAUGAUAUUGUUCCCAUCGAUCCAGAGAUCAAUUCCGAGCUUCUGGACUUCUUCCAUGGUGAACGUGAUGGAUUUGUACAAGUUGGACCGAGUAAAUAUUUUUUCGCUCAAAAUUUUAAAAAUUCAGCGGAAGGAUAUUACAAUUUUGAGGCUAGACAAAGUGACGUGUGGGUUGCGACUUUUCCUAGAUCCGGAACUACAUGGACUCAGGAAAUGGUUUGGUUAAUUUCAAAUAAUUUGAAUUUCAAGAAAGCCAGAGAUCAGCCACUUACAAAAAGAUUUCCAUUUUUUGAAUUCAACCACUGUAUGCAUCCUGAAGUGAAAAGUGAACUUCUUAGUGAAAACGCGAAUUAUCCAGAGAAACAGGAAUUCAUCGAAGUAAUAUCUCAGCCAGGCUAUGAGUUUUUGAAAAAUGUGACAGAACAAAGAUUCAUUAAAACUCAUUUACCAUUUUCACUAAUGCCAACGUCUGUUAUGGAGAAAAAGUGUAAAGUUAUUUAUGUAGCUCGAAAUCCAAAGGAUGUAGCAGUGUCCUUCUAUUAUCUCAAUAGACUCUACAAAACUCAAGGAUACGUUGGAGACUUUGAACGUUAUUGGACAUAUUUCGAGAAAGGACUGAAUACAUGGAUGCCAUAUUGGAGUCACAUCAAAGAAGGUUGGGAUAAUCGUCAUCAUCCAAAUGUUUUAUUUUUAUUCUAUGAGGAUAUGGUGAAAGAUUUGAGGAAAGUUUUAACUAAACUCUCCAAUUUCUUGGGAAAAGAACUCACCAGUGAAGAUUAUGAAAAUCUCAUGAAUCAUUUAAAUGUUGCAAAUUUUAAACAAAAUACAGCAAUAAAUGGAAAAGAAAUGAACGAUAUUGGAUUAACGAUUAAAGGGGAGGCUGCAUUUGUACGAAAAGGGACUGUAAUCGAUGGAUGGCAAGCAGAAUAUAGUGACAAAUUGAAAGCGAGAGCUGAGAAGUGGAUACGAGAGAAUAUGGAAAAGACGGGAAUAGUUUUCCCUGAAUGAAAUCAUUUGAAUAUGUAUAAUUUUAAUUUCAUUUGAAUUUUGUUUUUGCACAUAGACAUAGCUUUAUUGUAUUUACAUACCUACAAAAAUACCUGAUACUAUUUUUUAAAACAUAAAAAUAAACUAUAUAAUGGCUUCUCAGAGAUUUAACUAUCAAU